CAAACAUUUUCAAUAUUUUCAAUACAUCAUUAGAUCGAUUAUUGUUAUCAAUAUUAAAAUUGCGUUUCUUGUUUGUAUAUUUAAGAUACAACAAUGAACUCCAGUCAAAGAUUCUUCAUUAUUGCCAUUAGUACAGUCAUAAUACAAAUUGUAAUAUCAGAUUGUACAAUCGAAGGACCAACAGCCGUUUGUCUAAAUAUCGACAGUGAUACAAAUUUAAAUUCGGAUACUAGAAAGGCAAUAACAAAAAUUGUCUUCAAAGGACAAGACAAAGGCUUAACGUUAAUUGAAGAGACUUUCAAAGAUUUUUACAAUGUCAGGAAAUUGAUAUUUGACACAGCACGAAUACAAGAUAUCCAACAAGGGGCAUUUAAACCGUUAGUGAACUUAGAAAAAUUCAUAUUUAAAAAAUCUAUUAUAAAACAAUUCGAAUAUGGUGUAUUCAGUGAUUUGGAACAAGUUAAAACACUUGUAAUCAAUCAAGUUCGAUGGGACAAAACAACAAAUACUGAGUUAACAAAUAUUUGGUUAAAAGAUUUUCCAAAUUUACAAUUCUUAGAUAUAAAAUUACGAUAUAUUGAAUUAUCACAUAAUCCAAUUGAAGAGAUUGAUCUUAAUCAUAUUUUGAAAACAAAUACAAAAUUAUCAGCAAUAAAUCUGAAGCAUUUACCUUGUGAAACAAUUAAGAAAAAUAAAGUUUUUAUUGACUCAAACAUGUCGAUAUUUGGCAGCUUAGAUGACGUAGAGAAAGAAUGUAACAAUGGUAACAAUAACAUUAUCGUUAAACUUGGCUAA
Molecule: messenger RNA, 795 nt
Organism: Chrysoperla carnea
Lineage: Eukaryota; Metazoa; Arthropoda; Insecta; Neuroptera; Chrysopidae
Exons: 3
Coding region: 94-795 (233 amino acids)
Molecular function (GO): protein binding
Source: RefSeq, a predicted model, not a curated record